GACAUUCAGAUCUGACGUUGUUGUUGAGAGAUGUAUUUUAUUUUAAUAUCAAAUAUAUUAUAAGUUAAGUUCUCCGCAAUUAUUAUAAUGGAGAAAUAUUAAGGAUAUUUCAUUGCAUCCAUGACAAUAUGUAAUAAAAAAAUAUUUAAGGCAAUAAAAGGUAAGAAAGAUGUCACAGAACCCUUCACAAUAUGUAUGCGAUUACUGCAGUCGAACUUUUACUCGUAAGUACAACUUGCAAACACAUAUCGAGAACUAUCAUAUGAAUUCGUCAUGUUAUUGCGAAAUCUGCGACCAAAGAUUCGGGAGCCCCGCCGGCCUUCAAUUACACUUCUCACGAGGUCACAAUAGAUUUGGUCAAGCAUUCCCCGAAUGCGAUAUAUGUGGUCGCGUCUUCACAAGAAAGCAGAAUAUAACAUCCCACAUGAUUACAGUACAUUUACACAGUGGACGACCAGGUAUCAGAUGUCACUUAUGUGAGAAAACAUUCACAACAGAGAGGAAUUUGAAAAGACACAAAAAUCAAUUACACAACCCCGAUUUUGAAUAUCCAAUUUGUGAUAUGUGUAAGAAAGUAUUUAAAAGUAAAUCUGCACUGAUAACACAUAUUGAUUCGACACACCAGCAUAUAAAUAAAGAUUCUUUGAAAUGUCAACUCUGUAACAAAGUUUAUACUAACAACAGAAACCUUAAAAGGCAUAUCGAAAUGUUUCACGGCGAAAAAGGGGAAUUCAAAUGCAUACAAUGUCCCAAAGUGUACACAUCUAAUCAGAGUUUGAGACGUCACAACAAAACUAUGCAUCAUCCUGAAUCAAUGCAAUAUUAUUGUCAAAUUUGCUGUAAAGAAAUCCACGGGAAGGAAAACAUUGACGAACAUAUAAGUUCAUGCACUCAAGAAGUUCCCGAUAGCAAUGAAAUUGAUGUAACAUCAUUGGUUUAUAACUGCAAUAAUUGUGAUAAAUCAUUCAAUCAAGAACCAUUAUUACGAUGUCAUGUAAAAUCGGAACAUACUUUUCAAGAUUUUUACAAUUAUUGUAAACAAUCCCUAUUAGAAACAACCCAAAUUCAAACAAAAGAAUAUAUAUGUGAAUUCUGCAGUACUAAACUCAAUAAUUUACAUGAAUUGAAAGACCAUUUACUGUUUAUACAUGAAAAAUAUUAUAAUUUAUCCAAUUGUAAUGUCUGCUUCACGAAGUUCACAACAAACGAAACAUUAAUAGAACAUAGAAAGUUCUGUUUACCACCUCCGGAUGUUAAUUCCUGUGAAUACUGCGAUAGACUUUUCACAGAUAUCUCUAGUUUAGAGUUCCAUGUGAAAAUAUUCCAUCCACAAGCACAAUCAUCGAGUAAUGAAGAGACAGAACAGAGUUACAAAUGUCAACAUUGUGAUCGAGUUUAUUACAAUCAGAAAUCUCUAAAACAUCACAUGAAAUUAAAACAUAAAGAACAAAGUUUCAAUUGUCAUUACUGUGGCAAAGUUUGUAAUAACAAAUAUUACCUAUCCACACAUAUUAAAGAGGUGCAUGGUAAUAUAUGUUCGAAGUGUAGUUAUUGUGAUAAAUGGUUCAAAUCCAAGAGGAAUAUACGUCGACAUAUAGAAUACACACAUCUUGGUAUGCAACGACACAAAUGUAUUGAAUGUGACACUUUAUUUAAAGAGAAAAGAAGUCUAAGAAAACAUGUAAGAAUCAAACAUCCACAUUCAAAUUUAUUCCCACAAUGUCAUAUUUGUUAUCGUAGAUUUGAAUCGGCAAAAUCUUGUAAAGUACAUUUGAAAUUAAUCCAUUCUUUAAAUAUAUCAACACAUCCGUGUGGUUUUUGUCCGAUAUCUUUCAAUUCUUUAGAUGCGUUAAAAGAACAUUUACAAACAAACCAUUUAGCGGAAGAUGAAAUUUACAAAUGCGAUGAAUGUAAUUUAUUAUUCAAAGGUCAGAAUAAAUUUGAUCAACACAAAGAGAUACAUCAUUCCAAUCUAUUAUGGAAUGGAAAACGUAAAUCUGUACCUCGCUGUGUUAUUUGUAUCAAAGAUUUCAGUUCGAGAAAAACAUUAAAACGUCACAUAAAGAAGUUUCAUGACGAAUUUAAUGUAGACGAUUUGGCGAACUAUUCAUGGCUUGUUAAAAUAACAAGCGUUAAUUGUGAUGAGUGUAUAAAAACGUUCACAGAUGAGUUAAAAAACAUUAGUUACAAUAAAGUAAAGGAAUCUCUAGAAUCUAUUGUAUAUAAGUGUGAUAAGUGUUUAAAAUCAUAUAAUAUGCUAGAAUAUUCAGUUUUAAAACAUAAAUUAAAUAAUACGUAUAGAAGUAAGAUGAUUUUAAGUGAAUUUUGUACAGCGGAGUUAAGUGAAGGUGACGAUGAUUUGAAUUUGUCACAUAUGGAACCGGAAAGCACAACUGACUGAGGUAAAGACUGAAAUUGCGUUAAUAACUACAAUAAGGCAUGAUAUCUAAUUAUCUGUAAUAUUUAAUCACUUAUAUAAAUAAAUCAUAAUAAA
Messenger RNA from Papilio polytes (common Mormon), 2494 nucleotides. RefSeq names its product zinc finger protein 91-like. NCBI's taxonomy places the organism in Eukaryota, Metazoa, Arthropoda, Insecta, Lepidoptera, Papilionidae. The record is from RefSeq and is a predicted model, not a curated record. The transcript has 2 exons. Bases 170 to 2401 code for a protein of 743 amino acids.